Schistosoma curassoni is the source of this 849-nucleotide messenger RNA. NCBI's taxonomy places the organism in Eukaryota, Metazoa, Platyhelminthes, Trematoda, Strigeidida, Schistosomatidae. The record is from the annotation of a GenBank genome assembly.
UUUUUUGAUGAGCGUGAUUCCUCUGAAAUACUCACUAGCAAACAAUUAGGUCAUGAUUCUUUGAUGCCUAACACUUUGGAAAAUCAAUUGGUGAUGGAGAAAUUAACAAAUCUUAAUAAUUCUAAUUCCCAUUUAUCUAUUAAAACUGAAAUUGAAGAUAAUUCCAGUUUCAAUCAUAAUAUGGAAACAAUUUCUCCAAGUCAACAUGAACCACCGGAAGCGGAAAAACUUCAAAAUGUUCUUUCGGUAACAUUGUUAAACAGGAAUAAUCAAUCGACUGAAGAACUUACGGGUGAUAACUAUACGCUUCCGAUUGAAAAUACCACGACAACUCAUCAACAGCAUUAUAGGAGCGGUGUUGCAGUUGGUGAUAACGGUAAUGAUGAUGACGAUAAUGGGGAGAUCGAUUUUGAAGACAAUGCGCCCGAUUCUGUGGACAAAUUACUGUCAGAUACAACAACGAAUAAAAUCCCAUUAAAUUCAAGUAGUCCAACUCGUGAUAAUAAUGGUAAUAAUGAUAAUUUAAACAAUGAAGCAUAUACUACAACUAAUCACAUAGAUGAGAAUGACUUAAUCUUUUUAACAACAACGACAACAACAUCGUCAAUGUCUCCACCAUUGGAACUGUUGCCGCCUCCACUACCAUCUCAACUCUCGUUAACAAUGUUACCAACUAAAGACACUACAUUAUGGUCGACCACUGCUACUAAUACUACUGCAAAAGAAACCCAUUUACAAAAUUCAUCACCAUUGGAUAUUACCUCGGCAUCAUUAAGCACUUGUAAUUUCGUUGUUUAUGAUGAUGAUGUGAUGAUGGUGGUGUGGUGGUGGGGGAAAGUGAAGGUGUAG